Messenger RNA from Chinchilla lanigera (long-tailed chinchilla), 6606 nucleotides. RefSeq names its product zinc finger protein 646 (gene Znf646). Bases 493 to 5916 code for a protein of 1807 amino acids. The record is from RefSeq and is a predicted model, not a curated record. Gene Ontology annotation, biological process: regulation of DNA-templated transcription. The transcript has 3 exons. NCBI's taxonomy places the organism in Eukaryota, Metazoa, Chordata, Mammalia, Rodentia, Chinchillidae. Gene Ontology annotation, molecular function: RNA polymerase II cis-regulatory region sequence-specific DNA binding; DNA-binding transcription factor activity, RNA polymerase II-specific.
GAGGGGGUUUCGUGUUGGAGAUAGUCGUAUUGGGGUCCCCUAGGAGUUGGAAGAGGCCAAGAUGAUAUGGGAGGCAUGAGGAGCAACUACUGAGAAAGCGCUUUGGGAUGAAGAUUCACUGGAUUCGCUCAUGCGUAAACUGGGUUAACAGAAGAAGCGUUAGGUGUUGUGAGGGGUUGGUGACACAGUGAUUGCGUUUACCGCAGUGCCUGGCACAUGGUAAUACUUAACAUGAUUUGGUGUCAUCAUCAGCAUUAGGAGAGGAAAUUGAAGAGAAAAUGAGAAAUGAUAAGAAUAAUGGGAUAGAAAAGGGAUGAAAUGAAAUUCUCAGCUUGAAAUGGGGUGAGACUGAUGGACAGUAGUUUGAGUAAAGGAAGUGGCCAAAAGAAUCUUGGGAAAGAAACCUUAUUGACAUGGCCCUUACACCAGAGGAAGAUGCUACUGCUACCUGUCUACUCCUCCUGAACCUCCAGCUUUCUGUCACAUUGCCCCAUGGAGGAUACACCCCUCUCCUUCAGCUGCUCUGACUGUCAGCGCCACUUUCCUAGUCUCCCAGAACUUUCACGGCACCGAGAACUGCUCCAUCCAUCUCCCAAUCAGGAUAGUGAGGAGGCUGACAGCGUCCCUCGGCCCUACCGCUGUCAGCAGUGUGGGCGAGGAUACCGUCACCCAGGGAGCCUGGUCAACCACCGUCGGACCCACGAGACUGGACUUUUCCCCUGUACCACCUGUGGCAAGGACUUUACUAAUCCCAUGGCCCUCAAGAGCCACAUGAGGACACAUGCUUCUGAGGGCCGCCAUAGGAGCAAGGAAGCCACUCUGCAUCUCCAGAGUGAGACAGUGUCUCUUGACUCCUGGGGCCAGAGGCUUGGCUCUGGAGAAGGCUGGGAAAACCAGACAAAGCAUACAAAAGAGACACAUGGCUGUGAGUCUGGACCUGACCCCAGGACAACUCCAGGCACUUUGGAAGAUACACCCACCAAACAAAGAGAAGGCUGGGAAAGCCAGCCAAAUCCUGAGGAGGGUACUGAGCGCUGGGGUCCCACCACUCACUCUGCCAGAGCCCCGCCUCUUCCCACUCCAGCCAGCAGCCUCCUUAGCAAUUUGGAACAGUACUUGGCUGAAUCAGUAGUGAACUUUACAGGUGGCCAGGAGCCCACCCAGUCUCCUCCUGCUGAGGAAGAGCGGCGGUAUAAAUGCGGUCAAUGUGGCAAGACCUACAAGCAUGCUGGGAGCCUCACCAACCACCGCCAGAGCCACACUCUGGGCGUUUACCCUUGUGCCAUCUGCUUCAAGGAAUUUUCUAACCUCAUGGCUCUGAAGAAUCACUCCCGACUCCAUGCCCAGUAUCGGCCUUACCACUGCCCCCACUGCCCUCGUGCUUUCCGGCUCCCCCGGGAACUGCUGGAACACCAGCAGUCCCAUGAGGCUGAAAGGCAAGAACAGCCCUGGGAAGACAAUGGGAUGCCCACCACCAACGGGCACACAGAUGAGAGUGCCCGGAACCAGAUACCAACUACACAGAUGCUGAAUGGCUUGGAGCUCAGCAUUUCUGGGGAGCUAGAAGAUAGUGGCCUGGAGGAGUACCGGCCUUUCCGCUGUGGAGACUGUGGCCGUACCUACCGCCAUGCUGGCAGCCUCAUCAACCAUCGAAAGAGCCACCAGACAGGUGUCUACCCGUGUUCAGUCUGUUCCAAGCAGCUGUUCAAUGCAGCGGCCCUCAAAAACCACGUGCGGGCUCAUCACAGACCCCGGCAAGGAGCCGGGGAAGAUAGGCAGUUGUCGGUGACCCCAGCUUCCCUGCUGUUAGCUGAUAGCACUCACAAAGAGGAAGAAGCCCCCACCACCACCCCGGACUAUCGCCCCUAUAAAUGCAAUGAAUGUGGUCGGGCUUACCGUCACCGGGGGAGCCUGGUGAACCACCGCCAUAGCCACCGCACGGGAGAGUACCAGUGCUCGCUCUGUCCCCGCAAGUACCCCAACCUUAUGGCCCUUCGCAACCAUGUAAGAGUACAUUGCAAGGCUGCUCGAAGAAGUACAGACCCAGGGACCCAGGGUCCCCCCAGUCACCUCAAGGUGAAACUUUUGCCUAACUCGGGGGCAGCAGAGCCAACCCCGCAGACAGAUCAGGGACACAUGUGCAAACACGAAGGAGGGCCUGUCGGUAUCCCCCCAGCAGCAGGUACAACAUCCCCACUGAUAUGCAGCAUCUGUGGGAUGCCCUUUGAAGAUCGUGAGAGCCUUGAACAACAUGGCCUGACCCAUAGGGAAGGGGAAAAUAGCAGGACAGAGAGCACAGUGUCACCUCCUAGGGCAUUUGCCUGCAAAGACUGUGGCAAGAGCUAUCGACACUCAGGCAGCCUCAUCAACCACAAGCAGACCCAUCAGACGGGAGACUUCAGCUGUGAGGCUUGUGCCAAGCACUUCCACACCAUGGCUGCCAUGAAGAGCCAUCUGCGUCGCCACAGUCGGCGGCAGAGCAGGCGCCAUCGGAAACGGGCUGGCAGUGGGGCAGAAGCCAAGUUCCCACUAGAAGGGCCCUGGGCCCACGCGGUUGAACACAGUGUGGGUCUGGAUUCUUCCCAAGACACUCCAAAGGAAAGUCCUUGUGAAACUAAAGGCAGCUUGGAAAAUUAUGGGGACUGUUUGCAGGCUCAAUCUGAAGGUGACCAUUGUGGGCUUGAGAGGGAUGAGGCCUGUUUCCAGGGUGAUAAAGAGAGGGGAGGCACUGAAGGAGGACUGGAAGGGAGGGAAACCUGUUUCCUUGACAACUUAGACAUCCCAGGUGAGGAGGAAGCCAGUGGGACUCACUUCUCUGAUGGCCUCACUGGGGUAGAUGUAAACCAGAAAACCACUGGUGAGCCUAACUCAUCUUCCCACUCUGCUGAAACUGCCAGCAGCUGGCAGACUGAGGUCACUCACAAGUGCUCUGACUGUGGGCACUCUUUCCCCCAUGCCACUGGACUGCUGAGCCAUAGGCCCUGCCACCCACCAGGCAUCUAUCAGUGUUCCCUCUGCCCAAAGGAGUUUGACUCUCUGCCUGGCCUGCGUAGUCACUUCCAGGACCAUGGGCCAGGGGAGGCGGCCUCAGCACAGCCUUUCCUCUGCUGCCUCUGUGGUAUGAUCUUUCCUGGGCGGGCUGGCUACAGGCUUCACUGGCGCCAGGUUCACAGCUCCUCAGGCGUGACUGAGGGCUCAGAGGAGGACGGGGAAGAAGGAGCAGCAGAGGUGGCCUCUGCUUGUAGCCCUCCACUACAGCUCUCGGAAGCAGAGCUGCUAAAUCAGCUGCAGCGGGAGGUGGAAGCACUGGAUGGAGCAGGUUAUGGGCACAUCUGUGGCUGCUGUGGUCAGACCUACGAUGAUCUGGGGAGCCUGGAGCGUCACCACCAAAGUCAGAGUUUGGAGAAUCCCAUAGAUAAGGCUUCAAGCCGCCCAGAAGCAUCAGGUGAUGCUACAGAGAUAGCUGCAGACAGUGUCCUUGAGGGCGCAGUGCCUUCUCUCUCUGGAGAGGGUGAAGACACAAAGUCUGAAGAGGGAGUGAGUGACACAGUUGUGGACAGCCUUUGCAUGCAAGUUGGUGAAAGUUUCCUAGAGGUUCACCCUCGUCCCUUCCGCUGCAACCAGUGUGGUAAGACCUAUCGCCACGGGGGGAGCCUGGUAAAUCACCGCAAGAUCCACCAGACUGGAGACUUCAUCUGCCCUGUGUGCUCCCGCUGCUAUCCCAACCUGGCUGCCUACCGUAACCAUCUGCGGAACCACCCUCGCUGCAAAGGCUCUGAGCCCCAGGUGGGGCCCCUCCCAGAGGUAGGGUUCAGCAGUGAGCCCCAGAAUGUGGCAGAGAGGGGGCCAGAGCAGGCAGAAAUGGAAAAGCUCCAAGAAGAACUUAAAGCAGAGCCCCUGGAGGAGGUGGCAAGCGUGAAAGAGGAGAAGUGGGAGGAGACCCCUGUGAAAGGGGAGGAGAUGGAGCCACGGUUGGAGACGGCAGAGAAGGGCUGUCAGACUGAGACCAGCGCUGAGCGGCCUUUCAGCUGUGAGGUGUGUGGCCGCUCGUACAAGCACGCUGGCAGCCUCAUCAAUCACCGGCAGAGCCACCAGACCGGCCACUUUGGCUGCCAGGCCUGCUCCAAGGGCUUCUCAAACCUCAUGUCCCUCAAGAACCACCGGCGCAUCCACGCAGACCCUCGGCGUUUCCGCUGCAGUGAAUGUGGCAAAGCCUUUCGCCUGCGGAAGCAACUGGCCAGUCACCAGCGGGUCCAUGUUGAACGGCGUGGCGGUGGGGGGACCAGAAAGCUGAUUCGGGAAGAUCGGCCUUUCCGGUGCGGGCAGUGCGGUCGGACCUACCGCCAUGCUGGCAGCCUCCUGAACCACCGGCGUAGCCAUGAGAUGGGCCAGUAUAGCUGCCCCUCUUGCCCCAAGACCUACGCCAACCACAUGGCCCUGAAGGACCAUCAGAGACUACACUCUGAGAGUCGGCGGAGGCGGGCGGGGCGGUCCCGGCGGGCAGCUGUGCGCUGUGCGCUUUGUGGCCGUGGCUUUCCUGGCCGGGGAUCUCUGGAGCGGCACCUGCGGGAGCAUGAGGACGAGGCCAAAGGGGAGCUGGCCGGGGGCCAGGGAAGCUCAGAUGGCACAGAGGGCAGUGAGGGGAGCUUGGCCAACAACCAGGGACUAGAGGGCAGAUCAGGGGGUACUGAGUCGGUACCCCAGCUAGAAGAUGAAGCCACGAGGCCGGAAGAGCAUACUCAGAAUCCAGCCGGGACGGCAGACUCAGAAGCCACAGAUGCAGUGACCUGGGGCAGGGGAAAAGCAGACGGGUGGCAAGGAGAGAGAGGACUGGUCAAUCACAGUGGAGGCUGGGUUCCUCAGGGCCAGGCGUUGACCAAGCCAGAAGCCCAGUCAGAGGACAGCGUCCCCAGGAGUCCUUGCCACGUUGCCGACGGUCAACCCAAUGGACCUAGUCUAAGUCACGUGGAUGGCUGGGGUGAUGGAGAUAGCAUCUCUCAGCUCCCACCAGAAAGCCACUCCUAUUCCUGCUGCCAGUGUGGCAAGACCUACUGCCAGUCAGACGGCUUCUUGAACCACAGCACCCACAAGACAGACCUCCACUACUGCCUGCUCUGCGCUGAGGAGUUCUUAAAUCCCAUGGCCACGAAGAGUCACAGCCACAACCAUAUAGCUGCCCAGGUUCUUUCCUGCCCCGACUGUGGCGUAGCCUUUGAGUCCUGCCAUGAGCUGGCCACUCACUUGCAGACGCAUGCCACGGGCCGCAGUCAGGUGCCAAAUCAGAUGGAAGAGGCUGGAACUGUAGAGGACAAGGUGGGGCUCCCCGGUCAAGGGAAAGCUCAGGAGGCCCCCUCAGAACCCCUCAGAGCCUCAGGAGAGGAUUCCAAGCAAGCUAGUGGAGAGCAAGAAAUAAACUUCACAGGAGCCGACAACAAGGAGCGGCCCUUCCGCUGUGCCCAGUGUGGGCGCUCCUACCGUCAUGCUGGCAGCCUGCUGAACCACCAGAAGGCCCACACCACUGGCCUCUAUCCCUGCUCCUUGUGCCCCAAACUUCUGCCCAACCUACUGUCUCUUAAGAACCAUGGCAGGACCCACACAGACCCCAAGCGCCACCGCUGCAGCAUCUGUGGCAAGGCCUUCCGGACAGCUGCCCGGCUGGAGGGCCAUGCGAGGGUCCAUGCACCCCGGGAGGGGCCUUUCACCUGCCUCCAUUGUCCCCGGCACUUCCGCCGUCGAAUCAGCUUCCUGCAGCACCAGCAGCAACACCAGGAGGAGUGGACAGUGGCCAGCUCUGGAGCUCCAGCGGCACCAACAGCAAGCAGAGGGGACUUGUCAUUGCCCCCUGCAGUCACCCUGACAGCCCCACUCCUGGACCCUUCACCCCAGUGGCCUGCAGACCUCAGUUUCUCCCUCUGAACUUCCACAUCUCCAAAGAUCAGAACGUUGGAGCGCGGGUGUGGGCAGGGCCGGGCUUGAUCUCCAUGUUUCGCUCAGGAGUAGCUUGGGCAUCCCCAGCUCUUCUCUCCCCCUGUGACGAGUACCCAGAUCUGGCUUCUUUCCCGAGAAGGGAGUGGGGUGUUUCUCAUGUCCCUGUCAUUGAAGGAUCUUCUUCCCCCAGCCUUCGUCACCAUGCUUCGCCAGGAUGCCGGCGGCCCUUGCUAGCUAGAUUGCAACACCAGGGAAAGCAGGUUCAGAGAGCCCAUGGGUGGGAAUGUUGCCUGUGAAAGGGGAGCCUUUUGCUACACUUUGUAACUUAUUUUCUAAAGUCUAUUUUGUAACAAUUUAUUUAAGUUUUAAAAAAGGAAAAUUGCUCCCCCCCCAAAAAAAAAGAAAUUUUCGAAACAGCUGGCUGAUGUGAUUGUGUCUGAGGGGGGAAGGGUAGGGACAGCAGGGGACACCUGCGUUGGAGAGCAGAGCCACGUGGGAGCACCCGUGGGCGACAUCCCUGUCCUGCAGGGUGAGGACUGGGGCACCUGCUGGUUCUUGGUAGGCUUCUGCCACAGCCAGAUGGGCUGUUGGGCCGCCCCAGGGCCUGGAACACACUCGGGGGCACGAGGAGGGGCAGGCACGGUGACAUGGGAGGCGUCUCACUUUUCCCACGUCCUG